This is a messenger RNA of Pipistrellus nathusii (Nathusius's pipistrelle), 1725 nucleotides long. Lineage: Eukaryota; Metazoa; Chordata; Mammalia; Chiroptera; Vespertilionidae. The record is from the annotation of a GenBank genome assembly.
AUGGCGGACAGCGACCUCUCUGACAAUGAGCCUACGACGCGAACGCUGCUGCGACACGUGCUGGACACCGAGGCCCCGCGCACCCCGCGGCGACGCCAGAGCACUCGGGCUGGUGUCCAGAGAGCCCAGCCUGAAUCACCUUUCUCUAUGAGGUUGAGGAGCCAAACAAAGACAACUCCCAGGCGGCAGUCCCACAGAGCCAGGUCUAUUGGCAGAUUGGCCCCCCACAUUCAAACCAAGGGACAGCUGAAGGAACAGACACCCCGGACUCUGCUUGAGAAUAUCCUAUUAACCGCCCCGGAAUCUUCCAUGGUCAUGCCAGAGUCAGUGGUGAAGCCAGUGCCAGCACCGCAGAUGGUCCAGUUGUCUAGCCGGGAAAGCAGUCCUGGCAGUCCGGACCUGCAACUUCCUGAGCUCAACCCCCCCACAGCCAUGGCUCCAAGUCUGCUGACUUCUGGAAAGAGGAAGAAGAGGCUGAGAUUGUCAGAGUUUCAGCAAGGAAUGGACCAGGGGCUGCCUCUCUCCCAAGAGCCUGUUACGGAGCCUCCUGCGAAUACUGGUGCCUCCUCCCUCACCAGCUCCCUCAACCUGACCUUUGCCACGCCUCUCCUGCCACAAUCAGUGCAGAGGCCGGGUUUGUCCCGCAGACCUCCUCCACGCCGAGCUGUAGAUGUGGAUAUAUUUUUGCAGGAUCUGCAAGAUACUUCUGUGGCCACGGCUCUGCCAGGUGACAGAACCCCUGUUGCUACCCUGCCAACGGACACCGUGUUGGAGGACACUCAGCCUUUCUCCCAGCCUUUGAUUGGCCGUUCCCCCAGUGUGCACCACUCCCUCCCCCAUCCCUCUCUCUCUGCUGAGAGGACUGUCAGUCGCAGGACACGGAGCAGUGGGCCUGGGUUGCAGAACAACAGUCCUGAGAAACCAGCCCAGCUUCUGGCAGGAAAGGCAGAGAAGGUUGAUGCCCUUGCUAUGGGCUUCCCAAACACCAGCAAUGGUACCUCUGCGGAAGAUGAACUAAAGCCCUUAUUGGAUAGAGAUGGUGAGGAGGUAGAGGAAAUAAUGGAAGAAAGCAUGAGCUUGGAUGAAGUGAAAGAAGCAGCAGGAGCACAAGCAUCUGCCAGAGCAGAAGAGCCUGAGGCACACAUGGAAGUGACAGAAGCAGAAGGAGCCUGGGGGGCUAUUGAGGCCAAGGAGCCAGAAAGAUCUUCAAGGGAUAAGGACGCUGAAGGUAGGACAGCAAGGCCAGAGUUGGCCUCCAGCGCCCCGGACAUUCCUCAGGCCAGGCAACUUGAGUUCCUUGAGCCAGCCCCAUCGACUAGUACUGCAGGGUUAUCUGCAGAGCCUCUAUCGGCCAGGCUUCCUACCCGUGUCCGAACUGCUGGCCCCAGACUCCGACAAGAUCCUUAUAAGAUGGGAUUGAGCCACUAUGCUAAGCUCUUCAGUUUCUAUGCUAAAAUGCCCAUGGAGAAGAAAGCUCUUGAGAUGGUGGAGAAAUGCCUGGACAAGUAUUUCCAGCGUCUUUGCGAUGACCUGGAUGUAUUUGCUGCUCACGCUGGCCGCAAGACUGUGAGGCUAGAGGACCUGGAACUGCUGAUGCGGCGGCAGGGCCUGGUCACUGACCGAGUCUCCCUGCAUGUGCUUGUGGAGCAGCACCUGCCCCUGGAGUACCGGCAGCUCCUCAUUCCUUGUGCAUUCAGUGGCAAUACCGUCUUCCCUGCCCAGUAG